UGCAGACAUACCAUCGCUACCAUGCUGUCGCGAUCGUUUCGGUGAGCAGUCUUGUCAAGCCUUACGGAAAGCUCAGCCAGCUCAUUUCGAGAAACGGUGCUUGAACGAUCACGAUUUUCAUACGCUCGGGUGCUGUGCUGAAUGCCGUAAAUACAUCGAACUGAAUAGUAUACAGCCCGAAAACUCGAAAUCUCUUUUGAAGGCACCUGUGAUCUGCCGCGACAAGCAUUCCUCAUCGUUCUGUCGACGUUUCAAGGCUUCCGGAAUGGGAAAGUACAGUUGUGGUGACGCUGAAUUUGCUGUGAGAGUAUGUCGGCAUACAUGUGGAUAUUGCAAUGAUGCCCUCUACAAUGAACGAAGUACUGCUCCGCUCUGUGCUGCCAAUGUGAUGACCAGUUUGGGACCGAAUUAUUCAUUUCUUCGCAAUCGGAACCGAUCAUACUGA
This is a messenger RNA of Haemonchus placei, 445 nucleotides long. The record is from the annotation of a GenBank genome assembly. Lineage: Eukaryota; Metazoa; Nematoda; Chromadorea; Rhabditida; Trichostrongylidae.